Gymnodraco acuticeps is the source of this 4620-nucleotide messenger RNA. RefSeq names its product anoctamin-9-like. Gene Ontology annotation, molecular function: chloride channel activity. The record is from RefSeq and is a predicted model, not a curated record. The transcript has 24 exons. Bases 173 to 2512 code for a protein of 779 amino acids. Lineage: Eukaryota; Metazoa; Chordata; Actinopteri; Perciformes; Bathydraconidae. Gene Ontology annotation, biological process: chloride transmembrane transport. Gene Ontology annotation, cellular component: plasma membrane.
AAAUGUGACGUCAGCGGCUCGGCUCACCUUUACCUGUGUGCGCGCUCACGAACAGCAGUUACGCGUGGACAUGCGGAAGUGAACGCCAGCAGCCAGAGUUCCUGUUGGAGCAGUGAGCCGAGGGAUGGUGAACAUGUGAGGGAGAAUACUGCCUUUCAACCCGGGACACAACAUGUUCUUCAGGACCGCCGAGGAAAGUUUGGAGCUGUCGGACAGACAAAAGGAGGGUUACAGCACUGAGCCUUUACUUCCUUCAUUGCCCACCCAGAAGACAUAUGACUAUGUACUGGUGGCCCAUCAGGUGGAUGAUGAAAGGGACCAGAAGGCUCAGAGACAGAGAGCCUUCAUCCAGAAGCUAGAAGAGAAAAACAUCACAGUUAAAAGGAUUGAACAUGAUGACAAAAUGUUUUUUGGCAUCCGUGCUCCCAAUGAGAUGUUCAAAGACUACCAGUACCUGCUCAAAGUCUCUGACUCCUGCAACUGGUGUGGAGAUGUAAGGGGCUCUGUCACCCAGGCUACCAGGAUCCGAAUUGUCCAUUUCAUCCUUCUUCAGACCUUCAUCAACACAGGAGAAAACCUGGAGGAACUGAUAAAGAAGGGUGUGUUUGAAACCAUGUUCUGCCUCCAUGAAAGAAAGAAGCAGAAGCAGCUGAAGAAGAAGUGGGCUCGAUGGUCGGGUCUGUUUACAGGACAACCAGUCAACGAUGUCAAGAAUUACUUCGGAGAGAAAGUGGCUUUGUACUACCUGUGGCUGGGCUUUUAUACGAAACUGCUGGUCCCGGCUGCUGCUCUGGGCGUGGUCGUUUUCCUUUAUGGACUUGCCUUUUUCAACUCCAACCCUCUAAUUAUGGAAGUGUGCCAGUCCAGCAUCAUUAUGUGUCCUCGCUGUGAUAAGAGGUGUGUCGUGUGGCAGCUGUCAGACACCUGCGCCUACGCUAAGGUCAGCCACCUGUUUGACAAUGAAGGAACUGUGGCUUUUGCUAUGUGCAUGGCAAUCUGGGCCACUCUGUUCCUAGAGCUGUGGAAGAGACAUCGAGCCAGACAUGUUUCUCAGUGGAAGGUCUACGACUGGUGUGAGGAGGAGGAAGAACUCAUUCUUGAAAUAGUCAAUGACCCAAACUGUAAACCCAAACAGUUCAGACACUCCUACCUGCGCAGCACCUUGGUCCUCUUCUUGGUUACUGUCAUGCUCAUGCUGAUCAUCGGCCUGGCUCAUGCCCUGGUGGUGUUUCGAGUGGUGGCUGCACCCUUAAUGUCUGAGGGCAGCUGGGAGUUCAUCAGGGAUCAUGCCAACACUGUGGCUGUGAUGCUGGGAGCAGUGCUGCACUACCUCACCAUGCAGAUAAUGACCCGGGUAAACAGAUGGGUGUCCCUUAAGCUCUGUGACAUAGAGAAGACCAACUCGUUUGCUGCCACAGAGAGGAACUUCACAGUGAAGAUGUUCACCUUCCAGUUCUUCACUCUCUUCUCAUCGCUCUUCUACGUGGCCUUCUUCCUGGGCAGGAUUAACGGCCAUCCAGGGAACUAUGUCCGUAUCGCUGGAUGGAGACUGGAGGAGUGCCAUCCUAGCGGUUGUUUGACAGACCUCUUCAUCCAGAUGGCUGUUAUCAUGCUGCUCAAACAGACUCUCAACAACAUUUUUGAGUUCAUUGUGCCUUGGUUAAAGAGCUGUCUGAGAAGAAAAACAGCAAAGAAGCUGCAGAGGAAGUGCGGUCACUGUUACAGGAAGGCCUGCCGUGACGAACAGGGACGCAUUGAACCAUGUGACGUCUGCAAACUUCGCCACUGGCUGUCUAAUUAUCACCUGGCCCACACGGAUGCCUUCAGUCUGUUCAAUGAGUUCCUGGAGAUGGUGGUCCAGUUCAGUUUCACCACCAUAUUCGUGGCAGCGUUCCCCCUGGCCCCCCUGCUUGCUCUCAUCAAUAACAUUUUCGAGAUCCGUCUUGACGCCAUCAAAAUGGUCCGCCUGGAGCGCCGGCUGGUCCCUAGAAAGACCAACGACAUUGGUGUGUGGACAAAGGUGUUGGAGAUCAUUGGUGUGUUAGCAGUGAUUGCUAAUGGUUUGGUUAUUGGAGUCUCCUCAGACUUCAUUCCACGCCUUGUUUACCGUUAUCGUUAUGGACCCUGUGCUAAUGGAAGCACUUCCACACACUGCAUGCAGGGCUACAUAAAUGACACUCUCUCCACGGCUUAUGUAAGACACCAGGCAGUUAGAACUGACUUUAUUCCAGAUCAGAUGAUCACAGGCGGCUUUAAUGUCACGCAGUGCAGCUACAGAGACUAUAGGAGUGAUGAAGACUACAAUCUGACUUCUCAGUUCUGGUUGGUUUUGGCUGUGCGCUUUGCCUUCGUAAUCCUGUUUGAGCAUGUAGUGGUGGUGUGUAAGUUCAUUGCUGCCUGGUUCGUUCCCAACAACCCCAUUCAGGUGAAGAAUGAUCGGCUGCACGACAAACUGGACCGUCUGAAAGAGGAGCUACGUGAAAGCAAGCGCAGCAAAACGACAGAUGUCUGACCUGCAGCAGCUGAGUCCGCACUGCUUCCAGUAUCAUAGGAAACGUGAUACUCGUGCUAAGAUUUCACUACACAACCAUCACACUACACACAACUGUCAUGUGAUGUUUUUUAUGUGUGUAAGAAAGUAAAUGUAUUGUCAUUUUAUUUUGUUCAUUAAUUGUUGUUGUUUCAAGAAGAAUGUCUUCCGUAGGGAAAACCUACACUUGAUACAUGGACUGCCGGAAAGAACACAGGUUUCAUGAAAAAUGCACUGAAUGAACAGUCAUUCUAAAGCAUUUAUUAUACUAACAAAUAAUGUAUUGUUUUAUCAUGAGAAAAAACUUGAAAUCUUUAUCAGACAGAAACCGUUGAAAAAAUGAAAUGCAAUGUGUUUUGUACUGUAAACCUAGUGUACUGUACAUGCUCCCGUGUAAUUCUGUGUGAUGGCGAAGCCACACAGUAUAGUAUUCGACAUACUUAUCUCAUCUUAUUCUCCUUCUUUCGCCACAAAUGUUGUCAUGCUACUCGUCCGGCAGCGUUGACAUGAAACACACAAAAAACCCAUCAAACCGUGCGGAAUGACCGGGAUCGGGUUGCUGUGUCUUUUAUAAGAGAUUUGCCAAGCCGUUUUCACGCAAAUCGCAGAAAACUGCGAUCAUUUGCCCCAUAGGAAUGAAUGGGAAAUCCAUUUGAACAGAGCUCAAAAACACCCCACUUUGACCCCAUACAGAUUCCGCAUACUUUAACGUAGAAUGAAAAUUACAAGUUUAAAUGGUUCUCGAGACUAUGGACUUUAUUAGACUAAUUGGAAAUGGUUUUGGAAAUGAAAUGCCUCUACUGUGUUGCUGCACCGUCAGACCAUACAUGUCUGGAAUCACGUGAUGGACAGGACAGGCUGAAGAAGACCCAUGUCUAUUUCUAUCAAGUGCAGACCCAGUUAUUUCUAUGUGAUGUUGAAUAUGCUGACUUUGUUCUGUGGGUGAAUGGAAAGAUUCAUCUUGAACGCAUAACCCCAGAUAUUGACUUUUGGGAGAAGGUAUAUCCCAAAGCUCAUUAAUUCUUUCAGAAGGUCAUUCUCCUCGAGUUGAGUGGGCAAUUCUUCACCAGAAUUUCCAGUGUAACUACACCAGUCUCCAUUACUGCACCAAAAAGGCCUCUCUGCCUGAUACCAGACCCUGCUCUAUGUGCCACUCUGACUCAGCCAACCGAUACCCAACCACUGAUACCCAAGUGGUGCCUUUGUCGUGGAGAGGAAAAGCUUCCCAUGAUAGGAUGUGAUAACACAAAUUGUGAAACUACCUGGUUUCAUUUUGAAUGUGUUGGUAUAACAGUUGCCCUCAAAGGAAGCUAGUAUUGUGACAAAUGUCAUCAGCAUGUCCCCUCUCAAAAGAAACAGAAGUAUUAAUCAAUCUGAAUGACAGUGUAUAUAUGUAUUUGAUUGAACAUGUUUCUUUUACAUCAAAUCUAUAUAAAGAACAUGAAUGUGUAACAAUCAAAAAAGGUUGUGCACACUAAAAUGACACAAAAAGCAUCAUUAUUUAAACUGACACUCAAAGAGCAAAACCUCAGCUCAAAUAUCCAAAACUCUAAACACAUGUUCAGCUCUGCACCCAAUUUGCAAUUCAACUUUCCACUUUUAGAAAAGUAAAAGUAUAACAACAGUAUAUUUGUGUUUCUGCACAUAUUUUGGAGACUUGAACAAUCUUUAUUUGCAGAAUUCUCUAUAUCAAACGCCAUAAAAGAUGAGUGUGCUUGAGCACGAUGGUGUGUAGUUGGUUUUACAAAAUGUCUUGUGCUAUGAAUGAAGUGUGUGCCAUUUGGUGCAAAAGUUUGGUUUUGGUAAGUGUUUAUGGUGCAGUGCUUCAUUCUGCAGUAUAUAUCAGGUGUUUUGCACUUUGUGUGUAUGGUUUUGUGAAUUGUGUUUAGUGUUUUGUGAAAAUAAGCCCUGCUUUCAAAAAAUGUGUUAUAGCAUUGAAAAAAACUGUAAUAUGGACACAAUGUUAAUCUAUCUCUGUUAUGUGAGGUGAUCUCUGCAGCUUACAGUUAAAGGAGCAUGUACUUGUUUUUCACCCUUUUUCACUGGGUACAUUGGAAACCUGUAAUAAAUAUAAUACUUUGCCCUUUCAA